This is a messenger RNA of Glossina fuscipes, 2384 nucleotides long. It is a transcript of the gene Efhc1.2, whose product is annotated as EF-hand domain-containing family member C2. Gene Ontology annotation, biological process: regulation of neuron projection development. The record is from RefSeq and is a predicted model, not a curated record. Gene Ontology annotation, cellular component: microtubule. NCBI's taxonomy places the organism in Eukaryota, Metazoa, Arthropoda, Insecta, Diptera, Glossinidae. The coding region runs from base 110 to 2383 and encodes 757 amino acids. The transcript has 6 exons.
AAUUUUUAGAAUAAUCGAAUAAACAAAAGUAAACUUCGGACAAUCUUUUUAAGAAACGGUGAAAUAUUCCAAUAGAAACAAAAAAAGCAAGAAGAGAACUGUAAAGAAAAUGUUGCGUAUACCAGGCAUGCCAUUCUUGCCGGGAACGGUGUUCCGGGAUAUUACCAAAAGUCAUUAUCCGAAGCCGCAAAGUUUAAUGAAUUACCAGGGUAUUAGUAUGCUGUCAGAUCGUAAACCGCCCGGUCUAGUAGAUUCGAGUGGUUUUGUUAUCGAUCCCAAUUGUCCGCCAGUAUCAGUACCGUCUAUUUAUCCGCCGAAAAUAGGACCUAAGUUGCCGCCGUGGCUAGCUUAUGACAAGCAGGUCUUAUGUUUUAAUGCCUAUUUUAAAGAAACUUUACAGGAAGUAUAUCAGGCACCGUUUCAAGUGCGGAGAGUUAAAAUUUUAUAUUAUCUAGAAGACGGUACUAUGCAGGUCUUAGAACCGAAAGUUGAGAACUCGGGAAUACCGCAAGGCUGCAUGGUUCAUCGUCAACGUAUACCCAAGCCCCCGCCAUGCCAAUCGGACUUUAUAUCUAUUUUGGAUUUAAAUGUGGAUCAGACGAUACAGAUUUUCGAUCGGGUUUAUCAUAUAACAAGUUGUGAUAAAUUUACCAGACACUUCCUUAACAAAUCUGGGAUUCCAGUACCAGAUCCCGUGGACGCACCCACCGAUCCUACCACAGAAAUGCGUAAACGCGCCGACCGCAAAGCAACUAUCACUAAGGAGAAAAAACAUCCUUUUGCUCAAUUUUUGGAAUUCGAUCGCAUCGUUUUAAAAUUUUCAGCUUAUUGGGACGAUCGCACGGAGUUUGGUGAUGUGCGUCGAUUGGAAGUGUGCUAUUAUCUCUCCGAUGACACAAUUGAUAUCAAAGAAAUAUUUCCACGAAAUUCAGGACGUGAAGGACCCUCAACUUUCUUGAAAAGAAGCAAAUUACCCAGAGAAUUUAGUGGCAUUCCGUUGCCAGGAGAACAAACACCCCAAAGCCUACUUAACGUUUUAGGUACAAAUAUGCGGAAUGUACGUUAUGUUGUAGAUCCUUUGGAUGUAGGUCGGAAAGACAUCAUUUUUUAUAAGGACAAGGAUCUACAAAUAGGAACAGUACUCAACGUCUAUGGUCGUGCGAUAGUUUUAACAGAUUGCGAUGAAUUUACCCAAAGUUAUUAUCGUAAACGGUAUGGCAUCGAAGAUUUUACUCCAGCUCCCGUACCAAUACGGGCUGACGAUUGCAUACCUUCAAAAAUUAAAGAACGAAUUUUGCCACCUUACAACGGCUGGGGUACGUAUGAAGACUCGGAGGGCAAUUGUCUGUCAGUGGAACCGAAACCGCCACAGGCCGAUUUCAAAAAGUUCAUACAAUUGGAUCGCUUUGUUUUACGUUAUGGCGCGAAACUUCUGUCGACCAUCAAAGAAAAUUGUGAAAGAGUGUUUAUAGUCUCUUAUUACCUGUCCGAUGACACCAUACAAAUAUAUGAGAUUGCUGAACGCAACUCCGGUUUCUUGGGUGGAGAAUUUAUGAAGCGUACACGCAUUCCGCUGCCUGGUCAGGAAAAGUUCACAUCAAGACGUCCGCAGUACUAUCAACCAUACAAUUUCUAUAUUGGCGCUACGAUAAGUCUAAAAGAUCAUAUAUUUCAUAUUGUCUCAGCUGAUGAAUAUACCCUGAUCUAUAUGGAACAUCAUCCUCAAGAGUUCCCCUUAGCGGACGUUAAGACAAUUAUGAGUAAAAUACGUGAAGCUAUACGUCCCACCUAUAAGAAUUUCGUGUGCAAUUGUUUGUCAGAAUCGGGUGGCGAUCAAAAAGAUGUACACUUCAUAGGCUACGAAUCGCUAAAGAGAGCGCUGGUUGACGCGUUAGCCGAUAAUAUCACCAAUCACGAAAUAAUCACUUUAUGUCGUCACUUCUCGGCUGAACAAGCUCCGCCCAUUACCUGUAAUAAAGAAAAUGUCCUGGGUGCAGUACGAUUGGAAUUGAAAAGAACUCUCUGGAAUGCUAUGGAUGAACUAAAAGAACACCUUUAUCAUAUCAAUCCGCUGAAUAAACCAUUCCUGGCCGAAGUAAAAUUAAGAUCUACGCUGAAAGGUUGUCGUUUGCCAUUCUCGAAGGAAUUGAUCGAUGAUAUGAUGUCAGUAUUGAAUAAAAACGAUUGCGGCGAAAUAGAAGUUUGUGAUUUUCUCAAUUUCCUUGAUAUGAGUUGCGGCAGUGGACCAGACAUAACGCCCGUCAACGUUGCUUUUGAAUUGUGUCCAAAAAUACCGUUUUUGCAUAAGGGCCGUUUAGUAAACUUCUCUUGCUUUUUGGAGUACUUAGGUUUGGAACAAGACUUAAAAAAAGACGGUGAAUAGA